Molecule: messenger RNA, 5640 nt
Organism: Mercenaria mercenaria
Lineage: Eukaryota; Metazoa; Mollusca; Bivalvia; Venerida; Veneridae
Product: alpha-catulin-like
Exons: 18
Coding region: 13-2583 (856 amino acids)
Biological process (GO): cell adhesion; Rho protein signal transduction
Molecular function (GO): cadherin binding; actin filament binding
Source: RefSeq, a predicted model, not a curated record
UGUUCUAGGAAGAUGGCUGCUGCGGUCCAGCAUCACCCAAGUCUGGACCGAAAUGAAACAAAAAUCACCCUAGAAAUCAAAACCAAAUCAGUUGAGCAAACACUCAUUCCAUUAGUAACUCAGAUCACUACUCUAGUCAAUCAUAAAGAAAGAACAAAAAUUACAGAGCGGACUGCAAAGGCAUUAGCUAAAGUUGGUGAGGCAGUCAGUUUUGCUGUCGACAGAUUUGUAUCUGUUGGGGAAUCUAUAGGAGAUGAACAUCCAGAGUUACGCAGUGAGAUGUGCGAGACUUGCUUGGAAGCAAGACAGGCUGGGAAUGCAAUUAAACAGUUGACAAUGCAUAACUAUGCUGUGAAUGAUGGGUCGUUGAAACCGUUCACUGAAAAGAAUCACAUGGUGCGUGCAGCACGGAAAUUGCUGUCAGCCAUUACCAAAGUGUUACUGAUAGCGGACAAAGUGAUAAUUAAACAGCUGAUUACAUCUAAAGAUAAGGUAUUAUGCAGUCUAACAGAACUAGAAAGUGUAGACAGUUUCACAGAUUUUGUUCAGGCUUUCAGCAAGUUUGGAAACAAUAUGGUGGAACUAGCCCAUCUUACUGGAGAUAGGCAAAAUGACCUGAAGAGUGAUAAACAGAAAGCCCAGAUGGCUUCUGCCAGAGCUGUGUUAGAGAAAUCCACAAUGAUGUUACUGCCUUCAUGUAAAACCUGCCUCAGACAUCCUGAAUGUUACUCAGCCAGACAGAAUCGUCAUGGACUAUUUGUUCAGAUGCGUCAAGCUCUGCACCUCAUACAAAAUGUUGCCACGGAUACCGGAUACCAUUCUGUGACCAAUGGCAGUGUAUCACCUUCAGUAGCGAAUGGUGAUUCAGGAAUUGUGUUAGGCGGGUCCGGACAAAGUGCAAAUAAAGCUAUAAAAGAUUUCGAGGAUCAGGUGGAGAUGGUCCGAGUCACUCAUAUAAAUAACUACUUUGCUGAUAAACUUCGUAGUGCCUUGGAUGUUGUCAUAGAAACCACGCAAGAUUUUACCGACUCUGCCUAUACGUCACAUGAUCAUCGGGAGAAAGUUAUGGAAGUUACGGAAUAUUUACAGCAGGCUGUACAUGUUCUAAUAAAAACGGGAGUCUUACAGAUGCAUAAAGAUUCAAUAGCCACACAGGAGCUUGAAACUUGUAUCCUGAAAACUUUAGAAGUAUCCAAGUCCCUGAAGAAACAGCUGCAAGAGACGGCAAUGGAUCAGGCAUCUGAGUUGUUUAAAUGUAACGAAGAUCAUGUUCUGCUGAGAAAUCUACAAACUGCUGGUAUUGCCGGGGAGGUGGGAUCUGUUGAUGAACUUUCUGUCAAGUUUGAGGAGCAUAUAGAUCAGCUUGAAGAGGUGUGUAAACUGUUCCGCCAUAUUGCCACUACUGAACCUCUAGUCAUCACAGCUGAGCACAAUGAGAUUAUACUGAGGUCUAUGGGACCAUUGAUACUACAUGCGGCAAGAACUCUAGCCCAGUACCCAGCCAGUAAGAUAGCCAAGGAGAACCUGGAUCUGUUUGCUGAUGCCUGGGAGUCACAGAUCAAUGAUUUAUCUAUUCUUGUGAAAGAAGUCAAUGAUUUCUGUCAAGGCAAAACUGACAGACUUGUGUACAUGUCUCUACCAAGACCAGGGGCCUCACAACCUGUAGCGAACAAACAUGGAAGCACGUCCAAAAUAAUGAGGCCUGGCAAGCUUGAUGCAGAGGAGCAAGCCAAGAUAGCGAAGUUAGGUCUAGAGAUGAAGUUAAUCACUUCCGAGAUGGAUGCAGAGACUGAUAAAUGGGAGGAGCCAGAUAAUGAUAUUGUGAAGAGAGCCAAAAAUAUGUCCAGUAUGGCAUUUUCCAUGUAUUUGUUUACACGAGGGGAAGGACCUUUAAAGACUACCCAAGAUCUGUUUGUUCAGGCAGAGUACUUUGCCGAGGAGGGCAAAAAAUUGUAUAGAACUGUUCGAGAUUUCUCAAAUAAGGUACCAAUGUGUCCACAGAAAGAGGAAUUAUUGUUACAUGGUGAUAGAAUUCCAACUUGCUGUCAAAAUCUACUCUCAACCCUGAAGGCCUCAACAUAUGGUAAAUCUGCUACAUUUAAUAAGGUUGAUGGUGCUAUUCAGGAAACCAAGAACCUGAUGAAUGCAAUAGCUAAAGUUGUCACUGUCUGUUUUGUUUGUGCUACUAAGUUUAAUAUAGAUUACAGAAGAUCUCCUGGUGGGACAUUAUCUUGGAGAGGUCAGAGGUCAUUUGAAAGCCAUCCAAGGUCAUCUUACGACAGUGAAAGGUCAAAAUCUCUUGAAGGUCAUUAUAGGUCAUCAUAUGACAAUGAGAGAUCAAGGUCACUUGAGGGUCAAAGGUCAUUGUAUGAUGGUGAAAGGUCAAAGUUUUAUGAUGGACAAAGAUUUUCAUAUGACAGUGAUAGGUCAAGGACAAACGAUGGCCAAAGGUCAUUUGAAGGUCAGAGGUUAUAUGAUGGUAGAGGUCAUGCAAGUGAUUCUGAAUCCAUGUACAGUUCACAGUCAGACUACAUGAGCUCCUCCUCAAAUAGAAUGUUCAGUAGUGGAAGCUAUGAUGCCUAGGAGAUGAAUCUGUGUGCUAAAUUUGUGCAAUUUUAGAUACUAAAGCUGUGAAAUGAUAUUGAAAUGUUUUAUGGGAGUUAUCGUAAUGCUGCAGAUAUUGUUAAAAAUGAUAUAUUAUGCAUUUAAAUGUGUUCAUAGCAACCUGAUUGCGAAAUAUUACUUGGAACUGCAUAACAGUUUUGAUAUAAAAACAUAAUAUUCUGGAUAUUUUGAUUUUAUUAGAAGAAAAAAUCUUCAAAUCUUAAGUUUUUACCUUGCAGUACUUUUGUCUACAGACCUAGGAUUGGAGUCUUUUUAGAUUAAUGUUUAACCAUUUUUGUGGGCAUGAAAUUUUGUAGUUGUGACCAAAACAGCUUUUUGCUGGGAUAUAAAUUAGUGAAUCUCAGCAUUUUGACCUAAAAUGAAGGGGGAUUUUACUCGUUCCUUAGGAUUUGAUUUCGUGGAUUGACUGAACCAUGAAAUCUGCGAAAAUAUUAGUCCUCAAUCAUUAUUAAUGAUUUGAGAGUAUUAAAAAAAGCAUUAAGACAUAUAAAAUAUUACACAGGCUGCUGAAUAAGCUUAUAAAUUAUAUAGUAUUUAUUGUAUUGUAUACUAAAUAUGAUGCUGGUUGACAGCAUUUAAAAUUUUAAAUAUAAGUCAUAUACUGUGAAAUCAUUUAUUUUUGUGUGCAUGAAAUUUCGUGGUUUUUGGCCAAAACUGCUAUAUUUAGGGGGAUAUGAAGUCGUGGAUUUCUAUUUAUGAGCAUUAAAUAGAAAUGGAGAGAUUAAGUUAUCUUGUUCACUGGGAGACAAUUUCUUGAUUGAGUCAACCACGAAAUCCACGAAAAUUAGUUCCCCAACAAAUAUAGAUGAUUUUACAGUAGUGUCUUAAGCCCAGUUUAAAGUAAGUGCUUGAUAUUGUGGAAGUCAGUCAUACUGGAAACAAUACAUGGUUCGACAGAAAUAUACAUAUGGAAUGGAAACCUUGAAAACAAUAAGUUGAAUGUGCUAUUUUUGAAAUGAAAUGUUUAAAGGACAUUGUCACUUUGUGUUAUUACUAUGGAUAGUCCAGGAUGUUAGUCUUUGACUUGCUGUAGAUUGAGUAAUUUUUGCAUAGGCUUUAUUCAGCAAUUUAAAGCUUUGCAGCCAUAUUUGUGGUGAUAAGAGUUUGCAAAACCAGUGUGUUUGUGUUUUAGGACAUUAUGCAGAUUAAUAUAUAACGAAUAUUUUGAAUUUGCAGGUGACAAAAUUCUCGAAUAUUGACAAAAUAAAAUCAGUGUUAAUAUUACUCAUUCUACAGUACUUUGUACAAGCUUUUAUAGCCUGCUGUACUAGUUUGAUUUCAUUUGUUUCCAAGGUUUUAUCGAAAACUCUUCUAUCUGCCACAUAUAUUUUGCAAAUGUUAAAUUUAAAUGUUGUUUUCAUCUGCUACCCUUGUUGUUUUCAAACAUAUUAAAAGGGCUGAAAAUGUGUUUAAUUUUGCGUAUUGUUUGAUGAAUUUUUUUAUACUUUCAUUAUUUUUUCACCUAGUCUGAACAUACAUUUUUCAGCAUUAGUUUUCCAUACUUGAUACAUCAGCAUUUUGCUUAUAGCAACUUACUUCACUUUACUUACACUGAAACAAGUUUAUCAUUGUUGAAUCUCAACCAGGGGGCAUUUGUGACAUGUUAAGGAAAGCAGUUUUGUUAUUUAUUCUACCAAGUUAUACGAGAGUAGUAGGAAUGUUAUGCACAACAAUACUUUUGGCAUCACUUAUUUCAUCAUAAUCUUGUUGUACAACAGUACUUUGGCAUCACCUAUUUCAUCAUAAUCUUGUUGUACAACAGUACUUUUGGCAUCACCUAUUUCAUCAUAAUCUUGUUGUACAACAGUACUUUUGGCAUCACCUAUUUCAUCAUAAUCUUGUUGUACAACAGUACUUUUGGCAUCACCUAUUUCAUCAUAAUCUUGUUGUACAACAGUACUUUCGGCAUCACUUAUUUCAUCAUAAUCUUGUUGUACAUCAGUACUUUUGGCAUCACCUAUUUCAUCAUAAUCUUGUUGUACAACAGUACUUUUGGCAUCACUUAUUUCAUCAUAUGGAUUGCCAGCUUAGCUCAAUAGGGAGAGUGCAGAUCUACAGAUCCCAGGGUCGUGAGUUUGGUCCUCGGGCGAGGCGUAUGUUCUCUGUGACGAUUUGAUAAAAGACAUUGUGUCUGAAAUCAUUCGUCCUCCACUUCUGAUACAUGUGAGGAAGUUAGCACUUACUUGCUGAGAACAGAUGUGUACUGGUACUGAAUCCAGGAACACUGGUUAGGUUAACUGCCCACCGUUACAUGACUGAAAUACUGUUGGAAAAAGAUGUUAAACCCAAACAAAUUAUUGUUAUUUCAUCAUAAUCUUAACGUACAACAGUACUUUCGGCAUCACGUAUUUCAUCAUAGUCUUGAUGUACAACAGUACUUUUGGCAUCACCUAUUUCAUCAUAAUCUUGUUGUACAAUCGUACUUUUGGCAUCACCCAUUUACAAAUCAUAGUCUUUACGUACAACAGUACUUUUGGCAUCACCUAUUUCAUGAUAAUCUUGUUGUACAACUGUACUUUUGGCAUCACCUAUUUCAUCAUAGUCUUGACGUACAACAGUAAUUUUGGCAUCACCUAUUUCAUCAUAAUUUUGUUGUACAACAGUACUUUGGGCAUCACCUAUUUCAUCAUAAUCUUGACGUAAAACAGUACUUUUGACAUCACCUAUUUCAUCAUGGUCUUGACGUGCAACAGUACUUUGGGCAUCACCUAUUUCAUCAUAAUCUUGAUGUACAACAGUUCUUUUGACAUCACUUUUUCAUCAUGGUCUUGACAUACAACAGUACUUUCGGCAUCACCUAUUUCAUCGUAGUCUUGACAUACAACAGUACUUUUGGCAUCACCUAUUUCAUCCUAGUCUUGACAUACAUCAGUACUUUUGGCUUCACCUAUUUCAUCAUAAUCUUGACAUACAGCAGUACUAUUCAAUAUAAAAAUCGGGCUUUUGGCAUACAUGUGAUCUCCCGCGCGGGAGGGUCAAAAUCCCGAUCUUUUCACCUUGCCUCCCGUCUCUCGA